This is a messenger RNA of Stereum hirsutum FP-91666 SS1, 885 nucleotides long. RefSeq lists its product as uncharacterized. The record is from RefSeq and is a predicted model, not a curated record. The transcript has 5 exons. Bases 1 to 885 code for a protein of 294 amino acids. Lineage: Eukaryota; Fungi; Basidiomycota; Agaricomycetes; Russulales; Stereaceae.
AUGGUCUUCGUACCGCGUGUUCAACACCGUCAGCCCUCCUCGUUAAUGGUUCCCUCGUGGGCCAUUGCUGUCUUAGUGCAGUCAUGGCGAGGUUGUCUCUGGCGUAGUCGUUCCACGAAAAACUUGGCUAUCCUGAGGAUCGUCGGCGGCCACGAUGGUGGUCGUGACUUUGUUGUUUUAACCUCCACCGCGGGAGGCUUCCGGUUCAACGACCACUUUCGGCCUAGUCACCCGAGGUCUGCGAACCGGUCGUCGUACACCAACAACAGACGUUUGUCUAGAUUGUGUCCGUUCCGGCUCCGGCUGGCUCGACGCGUCGAUGACACGAAGGCGUAUAUCAAGCUAGGGCUCAUCUCACGUCGGUUCUGGCUGGGCCGUGACAGCCCAGUCGGGGCUAUAAGUGCCUAUCGCCGACAGGCAAUGCUCGACUUCGGUCAGGCGCGCCGGGAGUCAGGAGUUACGCGACGGCUGUUGCGGAUACGGUACUUAGGGUGGUCCCUGCGACCAACCGACGUCCGUCAUGCUCGACUGGUCCACUUCUCUCCAGUGCAAGUGUGGUCUAGAUACAUGGGUGCGCCGGGAGAUAGCACCGGAGGGCUGGCUUUGCCUCUGCCCAAGCGUCAAGACGCGAAGACACCGCCCGAAGAGCGCCAUCAAAAGACGUGCCAACGGGACGAAGAGGACACCGAAGCCACCAACGAGGUCGAAGAGGACGCCGAGACCACCGACGAAGACAAACCCGAAACCAAAGCCAACAACAAUACGGCCCAAGAGCGCUUAAGAGAUGUGCCGCCGUCGAACACCAAGGCCAGACGUGCCGACAAGAACAAGCGAACACCGGAAUCAACAGCCGUACGGCCCAAGGGCGCACAAGAUGAUGUGUAG